Molecule: messenger RNA, 2386 nt
Organism: Grammomys surdaster
Lineage: Eukaryota; Metazoa; Chordata; Mammalia; Rodentia; Muridae
Gene: Znf706
Product: zinc finger protein 706
Exons: 4
Coding region: 232-462 (76 amino acids)
Source: RefSeq, a predicted model, not a curated record
GCGUGCGCGGGCACGAGGGACGGGCUUGCCUCGGGCUCAGGCGCGGCGGGCGCGCGCUGCGGCGGGUGUGCGAGGCGCGGGCUGUUGUGCUCCCGGCUCUGCUCGGUUCUUCCUCUGCGGGUGGCGGAGGCCCCAAGCGGUGCGGGGCUCGACCCUUCCUUCCCUGCUCGUCCUGCCCAGUUCUUCUCGCGCUGCGCGGUCCCUCGGACGCCAGACCGGCCCGGCCUGGAUAUGGCUCGUGGACAACAGAAGAUUCAGUCUCAGCAGAAAAAUGCCAAAAAGCAGGCUGGACAGAAGAAGAAACAAGGACAUGACCAAAAGGCUGCUGCCAAGGCUGCCUUAAUAUACACCUGCACCGUCUGCAGGACACAAAUGCCAGACCCCAAGACCUUCAAGCAGCACUUUGAGAGCAAGCACCCUAAGACUCCACUUCCUCCAGAACUGGCUGAUGUUCAGGCAUAAAGUUGUUUACAGGUGAAUUCAUGACUCCUUUGACUCUCUACUGUCUCAGACCUUAGGUAACAAACCUGCAGCUGCUUUUUUAAACAAACUGUUGAUCAGCAAAAAAUAAAGGGGCUACAGAAACACUCAUUCUUAUGCUGUUCCCUUUGGGCUUCAUGCAAAGACAAUUCUGUGUAAAUGUACAGUUGACUCUGAUGUGGAAAUCUGAAAAAUCAGUCCAUUCUUGUUAUAACAAUUUUUUUACAAUUGUAAUUAUAUUGAUGUUCAUAUUGUGUAAAAUAACUCAUUUAAUAAUAAAGUAGUGCUUUGAUUUUACAACACCACAGGAUAAAUGGUUCUAGAAAUUCUGUUCUAACUUUCCUUAUUAUUUGCCUUAUAAAAAUGAGUUGCUCAGCUAGUGUUGCAAGAGCAGUUCUCUCCCUUCUCAGCUCAGCGGCAGGUUUGUUAAACUAGAGCAGAUUCCUUCAUUACAUCGUGCACAUGGUUCUUUUGGCAGCUGAUGCAGGUUGACUGGCUGAUCUGUUGCUUCCGUGUAUUCCCCACUUCUGAUCAUUUCCUGGGUGUCCAUCUGGGAGUCAUUUUAGAUGACAGAUUCAAUUCAUGAAAUUGGUAGGGUUGCCAGUGAGCCCUUCUGGACUACGUAUGAAGGAACAAGUGUGAACUAUAAAGACCUAAGGUGUCUUAUAAGGGAUCUUUGCAAAUUGUUCAGAUUCUUUCAUUUGAAAUUGAACUAUAAUUUUUGAAAGUUAUUUAGCUAAUUUUAUGAAUGGAUUUUUGCAUUUAACAGGAAGAGUAGAAUGAUUUGUUCCAGGUUAAUUCUCAGAACAUUCUUUGUCUUUCAGAUAAAACUCUAAUUUUAGAGACUUAGUGUUGGCUCCUGAAAUCAAAGACUGUCUAGUCUGACUUCACCUGAACUAGCAAAGUGUUGUAGGAUAAGGUAAAUUCUGCCAGUUAAGGAAGACUAGUUCUGGUGGUGUAGUUGACAAGCAAGUCUGCUGUAACUCAGCUUAAGUUUAGAAAUUGACGUAAUGGGAAGAACAUUACAUACUGACAGCUGCGACCCUGACCUGUGGAUAACAAACAGAUCCCUCGUGAUGUAGCCUGGGCAGUUAGUGGACAGCUUAGCAUACUCUGACCACCUGGCUCAUGCCCCUGAGUUUGAAGGAAGGUGUCUAAAGGGAGAGUCUUGGACUCCAGCAAGGGAGUGCUGGUAGUUUGCACAGCAGCCCCGUCCCUGGCCUCACAGAAGUACAGUCCAUCUGUUUAUUUAAUUUCCUGCCUCACACUUGGUAUCCACUGUUUGCUAAAAUGUUGCUGACUAGAGUUAAAGAGUUUUACCUGUUUUCUUGUGGAUCUUACAGACAUUCUAGUUAAAUGGCAGAUUUAGAGCUUCCGAAAGUGCUUUACGCAGAUGUAUGUUUCUUUUAGUAACAAACUGGUCAUUCAGAGCCUGUUUGCAAUUUUCGGUUUAAUUCCUUUUGUUUGUUUCACAGUUGUAAUUCAGAAUAAACCAUUUUCAAUCUUGUAUGAAAGUGUUUUAUGAGCAGCUGAAGACACCAUAUUUCACUCUGUAUCUCUGAUAGGGAGUAGUUGAUGGAGCUUCCUUCUGAGCAUGGGGAUUGCCAGCACGGUCCUACUCUGUGUUUCAGUUAAAUCUGCUGUAAGGAGGAAAUGACCACUCAAACGCCUCUGUACUUUAGUUUGGAGAGUCUUAACAGACAAGUUUGUUUAAAAACUGUUUUGGUGUCUUCACAGGUGAUAUAAAAUAGCAAGAGGGACUGACCUGUUUGUAUUCUGUAUGUAUGUUAUCAAAAGGAAUGGGGUUCACAUUAGACCUGUUUCCAUUCUCAUCCCCGUGUUUAGCUGACACACUUGGGACCUCACGUGUGCUGUAAUGUCUUAUUAAAGAAGAUGUUAAAGAAAA